Molecule: messenger RNA, 1659 nt
Organism: Onychomys torridus (southern grasshopper mouse)
Lineage: Eukaryota; Metazoa; Chordata; Mammalia; Rodentia; Cricetidae
Gene: Clec11a
Product: C-type lectin domain containing 11A
Exons: 4
Coding region: 566-1552 (328 amino acids)
Source: RefSeq, a predicted model, not a curated record
GAAUGGUAGAAGUCUCCUUCAUAGGCUGUGUGUUCAGUGGUGACCACAGGAUAAUAACAACCUUAGCAUACUCUGCACUCCGCUCCCUCCUUAGGAAUGGCCAGGACGGGGAGAAAGGAACAGAGGCCAAAGCCAGCAUCCUAUCAUGGCCUGCUUUGUUCUGAGAAGGCUCAUGUACCAAGGCUGAGGCCUACCAGUAUCAAGGAUACCCUACAGAACUUUCUCUAAAUUUCUUCUGUCCAUCGAAGAGCUUGUACUUGCAAAAGGGAGGAAAAGGAGGGGGUGGGCAGAAGCAGAGGUCUGGGAAGCGGCAAGGGGUGGGUGUGGAGAAACCCAAGGCGGGAGGUUUCUGGCCACAGAGGCAGAGCCUCCUGGAAGCCAAGAGGGGCGGGGAGACACACCAAGAGAAGCUGAGGAGCUGGAAAGUUGAGACACACUAGAUCAGGAGGGGAGCAGAAGAGAAAGCCUGCAGAAGGAGACUGAGAGGCACUCGCCAGUCCCAGACCCCUGCCCUACCCCACUCAUUCUGACCUUUAUUAGUCUGAGUGCUGGGAAGCCCAGCUGGAUGCAGGCAGCCUGGCUCUUGGGGGCCCUAGUGGUCCCUCAGGUUUUGGGUUGGGGCCAUGGAGCCCGGGGUCCUGGGAGGGAGUGGGAGGGAGGUUGGGGAGGGGCCUUGGAGGAGGAGCGAAAGCGGGAGUCACUGAUGUUGAAGAAUCUACAGGAGGCCCUGGGGUUGCCCACUGGGCUGGGAAAUGAGGAUAGUGUUGCUGGAAAUCCUGAAGGCAAAGAAGUCUGGGGGACCAAGGAGACUCAAGGAGAAGAAGAGGAAGAGGAAAUCACCACAGCACCUACUUCCAGUUCCAAUCCUUUCCCCAGCCCUUCCCCUACGCCAGAGGACACCAUCACUUACAUCUUGGGCCGCUUGGCUGGCCUGGAUGCAGGCCUACACCAAUUGCACAUUCGUCUGCAUGCUUUGGACACACGUGUGGUCCAGCUGACCCAGGGACUGCAGCAGCUGCGGGAAGUUACAAGUGAAACCCGCGACUCAGUGCAAGCCCUGAAGGAGGCACAGGUCCGUGCUGAGCAGGAGCACGGCCGCUUGGAGGGCUGCCUGAAGGGCCUGCGCCUGGGCCACAAGUGCUUCCUACUAUCGCGGGACUUCGAGACACAGGCGGCAGCGCAGGCGCGGUGCAAGGCGCGGGGCGGGAGUCUAGCGCAGCCGGCAGACCGCCAGCAGAUGGAUGCGGUAGGCCGCUACUUGCGCUCUGCCCUCGCCCCCUACAACUGGCCAGUGUGGCUGGGCGUGAACGACCGGCGCUCGGAAGGGCUCUACCUUUUCGAGAACGGCCAGCGUGUGUCCUUCUUCGCCUGGCACCGCGCACCCAGCCCGGAGCCCGGCGCCCAGCCUAGCGCGGCAUCACAUCCACUCAGCCCGAAUCAGCCCAAUGGCGGCGUCCUGGAGAACUGCGUGGCGCAGGCCUCGGACGACGGUUCCUGGUGGGACCAUGACUGUGAGCGGCGCCUCUACUUCAUCUGCGAGUUCCCCUUUUAGAGAGCCGGUCCUUGGCCCAGAGCUCCAGCACACGUUCUGCUCCGUGCACCCUACUGUCUGGGGUCGCUCGGAGGUUGACAGUAACCGUGAAUAAAUUUUAAUAAUCA